AUAUCCUGAAAAGCCAAGCUGUUCCCAUAGUGAGAAUGGAGAUUCCAGGAGCAGUGAUGUGCCGAAAGAGGGAGCGUUGGAGACUGUGAAAAGAAAGGGGGUCUGGACUCCUCUCGAAACUUUCCACCUGCGCUAUCUUUCCGUCACGGAUCUCACUGCUCAGGUGUGGUGUGAACAGCAGAUGGUGUAUAAGAGAGAGUUGCCGGGUCUGGUGCUUCCUGAGGAUACUCUGGUGCUGAACAUGGGGAAGAGCAUCCAUCUUGCCAGAGAGCUGGAAAGCCAUGAUCUGGUGCCAGUGUCUACCACAAGCCGAGAAGAUUCAUGGGCAAUAAAAUUGCUUAAUCUUUUGGUUAUGAUUCCUGUCCUACAAGCAGGCCAACAUGUUCGGGAAUUCCCAGUAUUUGGAGUGCUAGAAGAUGUUUUUGUGGUCGGUAUCAUUGACCAACUGGGCUAUACAGCGAAAGGAGAGCUGGAGCUGAAUGAACUGAAGACGCGGAGUGAAGCUUUCAUGCCCUCAGCUGCACAGAAGAAGCGGGAUCAUUUUCAGGUUUCAUUAUAUAAGUAUAUGUUUGAUGCCAUGGUGCAAGGCAGCCUACCGUUGGAUAGCUUUGCCCGUCAUCUUCACCUGAGGCCUGAGCAGCUCCUUGGGACCCCGGUACAAGAGCAAGCCCUGAAAGCAGGCUUCACCGUAGGCCAUUUCCAAGACCUCCUGGAGUUGCUGUCUCUCAAC
Molecule: messenger RNA, 730 nt
Organism: Sceloporus undulatus (fence lizard)
Lineage: Eukaryota; Metazoa; Chordata; Lepidosauria; Squamata; Phrynosomatidae
Gene: EXO5
Product: exonuclease 5
Exons: 4
Biological process (GO): interstrand cross-link repair
Cellular component (GO): nucleus
Molecular function (GO): single-stranded DNA 5'-3' DNA exonuclease activity
Source: RefSeq, a predicted model, not a curated record